GCAGAGCUGCCCCGCUCGAAACCGACGCAGUCGCGGUCGCAGUCGCAGCCGCAGUCGCGGCCCAUAAGGGAAGCGCUCCCGCGGCGUCGGAAGACGGAGAAGACGGAGCCGCUGGCAACUGCAGCGGUGCCGGAGAAAGCGGCGCAAGCGGUGCCGGAUGCUCCACGGAAGAGCAAGUGGGACGAUCGAGGCGAUGGGACUUUGGCGUCGACCACGCUUGCAGCGCCACCGGACUGGGUGCGAGACUUGGAGUCACUGCCGCAGCCGUCGCCACCUGCGCCCUUGGGGCCUCUAGUUUCCAGAGACAGCUUGCGGCGCAAGACCAUGCGCCUAAAGGCCGUGCAGAUCCGCGUUCUCCUGGGCAAGGGCGGGGAGACUAUUCGAAACAUCUGUGAACGGACCAAUGCAGAGAUCAAGGUGGACCAUGACCGGGUGGCCGAUGAAGGUGAUAUCAACAUCACCGGUGACGUCGUCCUCACAGAGCAAAUCAUCCGAGACACCUUGGCCGCCAAAGGCUGUCCGAUGGCGGAGGAUGAGGUGAGUUUGGAGGACGACUUGCUGAUCCCUGGAGACAUGGUAGGCCUCUUCAUCGGCCGUGGUGGCGAGCACAUCAAGGCCAUUCGAGAAGCCUGCGGCGGGAGCCUCUAUAUCGGCGUGAACGCCCCUCCCGAAGGCGGACCUCACAAGAUCCAAAUCGUGGGAGACCAACGGGAUGUUGCAAAGGAGUUGGUCCGCAAGCGUUUGAAGGAGGUCUGGGACGCAGAGGUCAAGAAGACCCAGCGCCAACACGAGGCCCUCGCCGUGGCUCCGCCCACACCGAUGGCGCCCACCACGCCGAAGGUGCCGCCCGCGAGCUGGUCGACUUGGCAGGAUGAUUGGACUGGCCCCUGGAGCUGGGGAGAUACCAAAGGCGCUGGCAAAGGCGCCUUCAACCACUGGAACCCGACUGGCCCCAUGGGUCGGCCCACGGGACCGCCCAUGGGACCGCCCAUGGGACCCCCCAUGGGACCCCCAAUGGGACCCCCAAUGGGACCUCCCAUGGGACCGAUAGGUCUGAUGGGCUGUGGUACCAUGGGACCCACUCCAAUGGCUGCUCCCGCUUCCAAUCCCAUGGGCGGCGCCAUGGGCAGCGCCGGCGGCGCGGGCGCCUGGCGGCCGGCGACACAUGUGGUGAAGCCCAGGCUCAUGGCGGAUGUGCCCAGAGCCUUCCAGGGCGCCAGCAGCGCGGGACCCGAUCCUGCCGUAGCAGCGGUGUGACAUGUGUGGUGUGUGUUCGCGUGUUCGACCGCGUGUCCUACAACAAUGUUGUCGACUUAAUUUCUGACGGUGUGUGAGUGCGAUCCCGAAAUUGCACAGAAAUCAUGCGAACAUUCGUGGGAUUAAAUACUUCAGCUUUGACGGGUCGGGAUGGAGGAUGAGAUGGGUCACGGGUGGUCACGGAAUCACCAAGAAAAGCUGUUGAAGGACGAACUGCUAAGGGCUUCGGGCCUCAGCUGCGUGUUUUGGUUUUUCAUUCCAGAGGAUUCUGUGGGUUUCAGGUGAUCUAAAUGGUGUGUUCUUAUUCUUUUGCGCACAAACUGAAUGUUCCGUUCUGAUGUGGCAAGUAGGAAACAAACAAAGUUGAUCAUUGAUCCAUAUCUAAUUGAGAACGGACUCUUCUUGUGGAGCUGGCUGUGUCAAGGAGGCUGUGCCCAGAUGGGAUCAAGAGAAUGACCUAAAGACGAGAUGACCAGGUUUGUUUGUGUGGCAAUUGGAACCAUUUGCAGCUUUGUUGAAGCAUGUUGAAGCUCCUUUUCGCUCUCCUCAAUUCUGGUAUUGUGCUCCUCUUCGCCGCCAAGAUCCCCCAGCCCUCUGAGGUUUGCCGCAGGCUGAUGCUGACUUGGAGCAGAGCUUUGAGGCAGAGGAGAACCCUUGGGCGGGCAUCGUGCCCGAGUGUGAGCUUCCAACUUGAACUCAAGUUCCACCACUUCGAUUUGCCAACAAAAGAAGCGACCAAAAAGCGAGCAUCGACUU
Molecule: messenger RNA, 2013 nt
Organism: Durusdinium trenchii
Lineage: Eukaryota; Dinophyceae; Suessiales; Symbiodiniaceae
Source: the annotation of a GenBank genome assembly